AUGGCCUCCCCAAGUUGUUUUACUUCCAAGUAUUACUUCAAGGAUAUUGUUCUGAACUGUGAAGAGUAUACAGAACUGGUUGCUGAGUUUAAAAAAUAUUCAGAAGGUGAUCAUAAAAAGCUGGUGCUGUCACAGACUUUUACAGAUGCAAUAUGGAGAGUAAUGCAUGGACACACAGGCUUAUGCCAUUUAGCAUUGGAAGAACUUACAAAAGCUCCUAAAGAUUGGGUGGGAGACAUUGAAUCUGAAGCAUUGCAAUUUAUUUCAGAUGGUUGCCCAGUUGUGGAACAAUUCUAUCACAAAGAGUAUAUCAGAACUUUUAUUUAUCCCAAUUCAGCACCACCAUUAUCACCUGAAAUCAGUCAGCAGGGGAUAUCACAAUUCGUGUUCAAUGUACUAAAAAAACUUGAUGGAAGUUUAUUGAGAUCAACUUAUUCUAAGAGUGUGGAUGGGACUUAUAUAGAGAGAAUAUAUCAGAAUGAAUUUUAUCGUGGAGCAUGGAUGGUUAUGCCAGCAAGGUUAAGCUGUGAUGUUGGUACCUACUUUGGUGUGAAAGGGGCAGUUGACUUUUACCUGAAUGACCGGUUUCAAUGGGCUUUUGAACUCCUUAGGGAUGGAAAGAGACUUAGAGAACAUUCUGAAAGAUUUCAGCCUAACAAAAGAUAUGGUCAACUAAAGAUGAAGGAUUGGGCAGUGAUUGAUUUUUGUGUGGAGGGAACAAGUGCUGCUCGGAGCAAAUUUCCACAAGAUAGCAAUCAUUAUCGUUUGGUUGUUGGGAAAAGUUCUGAUCAAGCUACUUUGUACCAUAACAAUACAACCACUACUUUUGAUUUAAUGCAAUCAAGAUG
Messenger RNA from Paraglomus occultum, 848 nucleotides. Lineage: Eukaryota; Fungi; Glomeromycota; Glomeromycetes; Paraglomerales; Paraglomeraceae. The record is from the annotation of a GenBank genome assembly.